Messenger RNA from Capronia coronata CBS 617.96, 2820 nucleotides. RefSeq lists its product as uncharacterized. Gene Ontology annotation, molecular function: protein binding. The transcript has a single exon. Bases 1 to 2820 code for a protein of 939 amino acids. NCBI's taxonomy places the organism in Eukaryota, Fungi, Ascomycota, Eurotiomycetes, Chaetothyriales, Herpotrichiellaceae. The record is from RefSeq and is a predicted model, not a curated record.
AUGACGGUGUCCGAUCGUGAAAUAUGCCUCACACCGACCAACGGGCUUGCAACUCCUCAUAAAUUCUACCCGACCAAGAUCUCCGUUCCGCACCAUCAGCUCCGGCAUUUCAUUAGCACGUCCGAGGCCAAUCUCAUCUACUACGUAACCGGUUACGAUGUUUUUGUGCUCGACCUCGAAACCCAUGAAAACUCCCUCCUAGCCACUAUCCCGUUCGAAGCGCGAUGUCUGGCAGCGGACCUGGGCUGGGUAUGUGUCGGCGGGGAGGUCAAUGGAGACUGCGCAUUCAUCAAGGUGGAGAAAGACCAACAUGGACAUCCGACUUGCUUCGGGCAUGACUUGCUGGUUGACCUGUUGGGUGGUGAAAUAGUGAACUCCAUGAACGUGUACAACAUGGUCAAUGAAGGCAAUGGUCCCGACGAACUCAUCGUCUUGAUUAGCAACAACGACAAGACUGUCAAGCUCUACUCACUCGCCCAGCGGCAAGUCUUGACAACUCUAUCGCAUCCCGUGCCUAUGAACUUUGCCGCCAUGUCACCGGAUUGCAAGUUCAUCGCGGCAGUCGGAGACUCGGACAAGGUCUACUUCUACCGCCGUCGUCUUGAUGACGCUUCUGAUCCCAUCGAUGGACCCUCCACCAGGUAUGCCAAAUAUGAGUGGGAAAUCUUUGCCGAGCCUGUAGUGCCUACGGGAGACCAUGUCUAUGAUGACUAUAGCUUUGCCGUGGCUUUCUCCCCUUCGGGACAUAUGUGCGCUGCCUCGUCGCAAGGCGGUGCCAUCAGUGUCUUCGAUAUGCGCCAGCUUGUGGAUUCCGACGAAGCCCCCGAGAAAUCCAUUUUAUGCACAUUCAAGUCUUCCCGGCGUACACUGUGGGGCUGUGUAAGGGCAAUGGCCUUCUCUCCAGCCCCCUGGGACAUAUUGGCUUGGGCGGAGGACCACGGAAGGAUAGGAUUGGCAGACAUGAGAAGGGCCUUUGUCAGACGGCAGAUACUGGACCUGGAUCGGAAACAGAUGGACACGGUCAAACUGGGUGAUGGAACACCUGUGGCGUACCGAAGCCUUGGUGUCAAGGAGCGUCUGAAGCAACAGCAUCUUGCAAGACUUAGGGCGAUGCGAGCCUUGUCUUCUCGAGGUGAAGACGACGAAGUAGGCAUUGAUGACCCGCCCACCGACGCCAGCCGACGUCCUGCCCGGCAAGAUCUGUUAAGCUAUCACCAAGGCUUGGAUCUCGAUGCACGCGAGAGAUCCGUGAUCGAGGCACUUGAAACAACAAUGGACAGCGUCGCACACGUCCCCACUCGCCCUUACAGUAUAAAUUAUUCUUCUCCGCCUCGGAUAAGGGACUCUCUGGCAUCUACCGACUCCAGAAGAGAGUACGAGGUACAAUUGCUGAACCCAGGGGCACGUCGAUUGACCACAUUCCAAACCCAUCAGCCCAGAAGGAGAACGUCAGUCGUACUGUCCGAGCCAACUUUGACCGAUGGAAAUACCAACCAAGGUGGAUAUCUUGACCCUACUGACGGGACGAGGAUUAGACUCUCAGCUUCUCCCGGUCGGAUAGACGAUGAAGAACAUGUGCCUUCCCGGCCAGUCCAUGGACUCGGUUCCAGAACCACUCCUGCUGGCAAUUCCGGUGCCCGGCGAGCCUCCAGCCGUAUACCUACCUCCGAUCCCUGGCAUGUCAUCCAAACAGCUCUGGAAUCGGCAAGAGAAUCGGACAAUAGUAACCAAGUGAACCUGAUGUACAUCGAAACCGUGUUGGAGGCUGAAAGACAAUUGGCCAAUCAGAUCGAGAGUCGAUUGGCCGACGAACGCAGGCUGUCGAUUCUUCUCCAAGGGCAGAUCGAUGCCCAACAGCGGCUCCUCGGUGAACACUCGGUACAAUUAGAUCAUUGGCGCGCAGCUGCGAGCCAGUGGAAUGGUCGUGUCGAGGCCACUCUUGAGCGCGUUUUGCAACGACAACUAACGGAUGAACAACGCUUCAGCCAGCAACGGUCUCAGGAGCUGCAGGGCGAGUUGAGUGCGGGAAUGUACUAUUCCAGACGGCUGGAACGAGAGCGAGCGCGGUUGGGGGGCAGAGAUGCCGGAGCAACAUCAACGUCUACGCGGAGCGCAACCACACCGAGUACAGAGUCGGCUUCCGCUCAAACCUCGGCUCUUCCUACGACGAAUGUGCUGGCGUCUGCAGACUCGGACAAUCUCUCGCACAUCUUGACUGAUUACCGAGAAUCUAGUCGGCAGCGGCUUGCUCAUGUCGAGAAUCUGGAGCGGCAAGUCCGUCGAGCCGAAGCACGCGUGGCGCAGGCGACAACAGACAUCGAGGCAUUAGAGGGUAUCGUUCGCACCCGCGGAGUUUGGGGGUCUGAAGAGAGUGAUAACAGACGCAACGAUGAUGCCACUCAUCCGGGCACGGCAUCAACGGCAUCAACAAGUGCCACCGAUGCGACCACCAGACCAGUAUCAACCCAGCCUGAAAGCCCUCGUGUUACCACUCGUCGUGUCGGUGUGCCGAUGAACCGGCCUCAUCUAGCGACUAUUGACCGCCUUUCGGAACUCGCCGGCCGUGUUCCAGAAGCGGACAUGCGCCUGGCACGAAUGAUGUUUCUCUCGGGUAUGUCUGGAAAUCGAGCUCUCGAUGCCAAUGGAAACUGGUUGCCUGGAUCUGGUUUACAUCGAGUUCUGGCAGGCGCGUCGUCUUUGGCAGCCUUGAACGGAAGCUCAGGUGAAUCCGACGCUACAGUGGCGGCGGCAGACGUUGUCAGAGAGAUGGGACCUGGGACUGCUGGCAUUGGCUUCAGUCCCGAUGGGCAGUAUUUGUGA